This is a messenger RNA of Acanthochromis polyacanthus (spiny chromis), 1718 nucleotides long. It is a transcript of the gene ccndbp1, whose product is annotated as cyclin D-type binding-protein 1. NCBI's taxonomy places the organism in Eukaryota, Metazoa, Chordata, Actinopteri, Pomacentridae. The record is from RefSeq and is a predicted model, not a curated record. Gene Ontology annotation, cellular component: nucleus. The transcript has 11 exons. Gene Ontology annotation, biological process: regulation of cell cycle. Bases 84 to 1118 code for a protein of 344 amino acids.
UUAUCGUCCGCGGGUCAACUUCCCGUCCCUCUGUGGUUCCACAACACGCUGCGUAGUGAAAACCUAUCUGCAAAUUUGGUGACAUGAGUGCUGAUAAUUCUGGUGGAAACGUGACUGUUCCUUUGCGAAACCUAUUGAACUCCAUCCAGUGUAUCAGAGACCGAGCCAGAGAUGGAGAAUCCAACGAGUCAGAUGGAGCGUUUAACCUCUACAACUUCUGGGGCACUCUGAACCAGGCAGUGAAGGCAGUAUCCCAGGAAGCCACUAAGCUGAGCCUGGCCUUUUCCAAACCCCCUCUGCCGUCACAACAGGAUGGAGAGAAGUUGUCAGAGUCCAUCCUAAAGAGUGUCCUGACUCUAUCUACAGUGUAUUACUGGCUACCUAAGAGCCAAGGGGUGAGUCUGCGUCGGCAGGUCAGAGACGCCACAGUCGAGGUUCUGGAUGGAGUCAUUCAGCUGCUGGAGGUCAUACUGAGCUCACCGCUGCAAAGUCUGAGCCAGGAUCAGCUGACGUCAACAGGAGGAGUGUGGUCGGCCUGUGAUCAGUUCGCUCAGCUGCCGCAAGAUAAUAAGGCAGCAGUGCUGGUGGUUCUGUCCUCUCAGAUUGCAGUUGUAAAAGACGCCAUAGAGGAAAUUGAACAGGCGUUAUCUGAGGCCGAGGAUCCAUUCAACGACGUACUCGAUGAUGACCAGGAAGAGGAGAAUCCUCGGGGCAACCAGGACACGUACUGGUCAGAACAGGACCGCCGAGUGAUUGCACCAUGUCAGGGUCUGGUGAAAGCGUCAACGGCGUGUCUGAGGAAACUGACGUUGGCCGUCAAAACUAACGGCAACUCAGGCUCGCCCCAGAAUGUGGCUCAGCUUGACGACUUGGCCGACAUCAGCAAGGAAAUCAGUCCUGGCGUUGAUGAUCUGGCCCUCUGCCUGUACCCGCCCAUGGACUACAGUGGAGUAGAAAACAAUGUAUCUAAACUGGCAGCACUUUUAAAGAAAUUUCUGGAGAUUAUCAGGUCCAGUCAUGUGUGCAGAGAACCAGAGCUGACCUGGGUUCAGUUCUUAGAGGGAGCCGUCGACCACAACCUGCAGAAAGCCAAAGACCUCAUUCAGCAGGACAGCUAGUGCUUUUAUGUGGUGGUGUAAGGAAUGAAUGUAGUGUUUGUGUGUGCGCGCAAAAACAUAAAUGCAUGGACUUAAAUGAACUCUCCCACAAAAGCAAGCAUCAUUAUGUAACUGCUUAUAUUAAUCCUGUUUGGUAGCUACAGUUAUAAAGACAUUCGACUGCUUGUCAAACACACAACUUGCCUUUUAACUGCUGUGUCACAACCUAUCGAAGAGGUUUAAUAAAUCAAGUGAAUGAUCCUGAUUAAAGUGUUGGGCCAUGAAGACUAAAUGAGUUUCAUCAUUUUAUAUCCUGUCUCAAAGAACCAGUGUUAAAUAUUACACCAUACAAAGCAAAAUUAUGUUUAGGGUGAACACAAGACACCAACUCCACUUUCCUUCUGUUAGCUCGGUGUGGUGACCGAUGUUUGCUGCAGCCAAGAACUCGGGAGAAAACGAUAUUUCUGUCAGAGACAACAGAUUGCCUCUAAUGCAGGUAAAGCCUGAAAUCUACCCUGAGCAGGACCGGGCUGGUCUCAAGCGAUACAGCACACUGUGAUUUACUGAUUUAUCUGCUCUUUUAUGAAUAAAAAUGUAAUGGAAAUAAACACGUCAAGAACA